GCUAUAUCUGUUUCCAAGGGGAAAAGUGAUUUUCGUCGAGUUGCUAUUUAACAUGAGGUGAUCUGCCAUCACCUGGCUGGGCUGUCACGAGUAGCUUACCUAGUAGUGGAGCCUGAUCCUAUAACCCCCAAUACUCGACAAUAUAAGAAAAUUUGUACAUCUUUUUUUAAAGAUCUUUUGUUGUAACUGCCGACCCCAAUAAUUCUCAAGUGGUGGCCUUUUCCCAGAAUCGAAGCGGAUCCGGCAUGGCAUCGAUUAGCUCUGUCACCAGUCGAAAGAGCGGCUCCUCAGCCGCUGGUACUAGUAGUAGCCCGACCAAAAACUCCGAUCGAAGCUCUAGUUCGAAGACUUAUAUGUUCAGUCCAGGUAGAGGCCUCGAAGAUUUCAGCCCGGUGUUCAAUCUCAUGCGCUGUCUGAAGGCGGCGUGGCCGUCUCGGGAGGCCAAGAGGACCAGUCGGGAGAACAAGAAGAAACGCUCUAAGCACUCCUCAGCUCGAGCCCUCGAACUCCAGCUUCAACUCCACCAGGAGCGUAUCUGUUGCGAGUGGAACACUAUGAAUGUUCAAGCUGGCUGGCGGAUGAAUCGAGCCAUCGACCCUUACCGACCCUUCGAUCAAGCACUCCCCGAUCAAGUCCAGUCGAUCCAGAAUCAGAACAUAAAUUCUCCACUCGUCUCUCCGCUCAACUCGAUCUAUCCGUCACCCACCCUGCAAGCCGCGAAGUAACAAGCCUUAUUGCGGCGCGUAUUCUUCUUGAUGAUAGGAAAGAACUAACUUUAUCUUCCAAAAUGCACGAAUUUUUCUGUCCUGGUGAAACUAAAAUCGUGCACAGUGCACACCCACCCCUCACUCCUUUCCAAUCGAUCAGAUUAGUCAUUUACUCUCGACAUCAAGCGCUAUAUCAUUAUAAUCCAAUUGCUCCUUGAAGAGUCUCUUCUGAUCGUCUAUGUAUGUAGUAUAUUAUGUCCCGACCAGCUGUGCCGUCUCUGUACCUCUGUCCCCAUUGAUCAGCUGUAACAGUGAUAAACAAAUAUACAUACUACCCAUGUUCUCGCUUUGAGCUUCUGAAGGCAGCCAAUGGCGCAUAUCU
This is a messenger RNA of Puccinia graminis f. sp. tritici CRL 75-36-700-3, 1089 nucleotides long. RefSeq lists its product as uncharacterized. The transcript has 3 exons. Lineage: Eukaryota; Fungi; Basidiomycota; Pucciniomycetes; Pucciniales; Pucciniaceae. The record is from RefSeq and is a predicted model, not a curated record. The coding region runs from base 246 to 725 and encodes 159 amino acids.